Messenger RNA from Carassius carassius (crucian carp), 2501 nucleotides. RefSeq names its product protein odd-skipped-related 2-like. The record is from RefSeq and is a predicted model, not a curated record. Gene Ontology annotation, cellular component: nucleus. NCBI's taxonomy places the organism in Eukaryota, Metazoa, Chordata, Actinopteri, Cypriniformes, Cyprinidae. Gene Ontology annotation, molecular function: RNA polymerase II transcription regulatory region sequence-specific DNA binding; DNA-binding transcription factor activity, RNA polymerase II-specific. The coding region runs from base 175 to 1041 and encodes 288 amino acids. Gene Ontology annotation, biological process: urogenital system development; embryo development; regulation of transcription by RNA polymerase II. The transcript has 4 exons.
CGAAGUGCGGGACCCGGGUCCAGAGCAGGUCCAGAGCAGCACACUGUAGAGGCGGACACACUUCACCAUGUUUAGACUGUAGUUAUGAACUUGAGCUGAAGUUCCUAGCUCUGUGCGGAUUUACGGUAGAACUGCGACCUUUGGCAUUGUGGGAUCCUCGAGUUCGGUUCUGAUAUGGGCAGUAAAGCUUUACCGGCGCCGAUCCCGGUGCACCCGGCGCUGCAGCUCAACUACUCGCUCCUGCAGACGCUCAACACGUUCCCCGCCGCCGUGGAUCAUCUGUACGGCCUGAGCUCGCUCCAAACCAUGCAGAUGAACCACUGGACCCUGGGCUACCCAACCGUUCAGGGCCUCGUGGACCCGCGCUUCCCGUUCACCGCGGCUCUUCCGUUCGCCGCGCACCUCUUCCACCCCAAACACGGGUCCGUGACGCGCGUCGCUCCCGCGCUGCACAAGGACAGACCCAGGUUUGACUUCGCGAACCUCGCGGUGGCGGCCACGCAGCAGGAUCCGCCCAAACCGGGCGAGCUGUCCAAACUGAGCUCGGAGCUGGCCAAACUAUCACCGGACCGAAAGCCCACGCGCGGCAGACUGCCGUCCAAAAGCAAAAAGGAAUUUAUUUGUAAGUUUUGCGGGAGACACUUCACCAAAUCCUACAAUCUACUGAUUCACGAGCGCACGCACACCGACGAGCGACCGUACACCUGCGACAUCUGCCACAAGGCCUUCAGGAGACAAGACCACCUGCGAGACCACAGAUAUAUUCACUCCAAGGAGAAACCCUUCAAAUGUCAGGAGUGCGGGAAGGGAUUUUGUCAGUCGCGAACUUUGGCGGUUCAUAAAACCUUGCACUUGCAGGAAUCUCCUCACAAAUGCCCCACAUGCGGAAGAACCUUUAAUCAAAGAAGUAACCUGAAAACUCACCUUCUCACCCAUACAGACCUCAAGCCCUUCUCCUGCGGCCGCUGCGGGAAGGUGUUUCGGCGCAACUGCGACCUGCGACGCCACAGUUUGACACACAGCCCACAGCAGGACUACUAACUAGUGAACUAACGAGUGCACACACGCGAUCUGCUCUCGACUCUCUGUUCAGGCGGACUCGUGUUUGAUGGACUCGCUUGCACCCAGACAGACUCUGUGAACUCAUGUAAAUAAAGUUUUUAUUGUUAUUUUUAUUAUCACCUGCAUCUGAACUCAACGCGUUUCGAUCUGUGUUCACAUCUGGGAGAAAUCAUUGUAAAGCGGCUGAUCUCCUCACACGAGCACAGGAUUAAUCCACUAUAUUUGAGUCAAAGACAAUAAAAUAUGAUUGAGAAGAGACGGACACAAUUCUGCUUUAAUAAAAGAGUUAUCUUUUUUCAAACGGCGACUGGACUUUUGUGUAAAAAAACAACAACAACAACUUCAGAUGUUCCCCUUUUUACAUUUUGUAAUAAUAAUCUUUUAUUUUAAUAGAAUUAAAUGUCCCGACAUGUUUAUCUAAUUUUAAUAAUUAUAUAUAUAUAUAUAUAAAUGUCAGCAGUGUCCUGCAGAACUAUUGGCAGCUGAGCUUUCAGACGAAUAGAACAUUUACAAUAAAAACUAUCAAUGUGUAAAAAUAUUGUAUUAAUACUAUAAUAUUUAGCUGUCUGGACUUUCUUUGUUAGUUACAUCACUAAAAGUGUAACUGUUGAUUUAAUUUAGUUUUCUUUGCAUGUGAACUGAACUACUGUGGAGUUUGGCUUCGAGAUGAUUUCUGCUGUUUGAGCCGAUCAUUAAACAGAAAACAAACCCGUUUUAUUGAUCAAAUCUCUCAUUUAAGGUGUUAAGUGGACAGACAGUACAAACAUAUUCAUGCUUUCAUAUAAAAAAACACAAUGUGAAUAAAUAUAUUGUGUAGCCUAAAUAGUACACUAUAUAAAUAAUAUAAUUGUUAUUUAAAAAAGUGAAUAAUGUGGAGAGCAAAGGUGCAGAAACGGAAAAAAGAAGACGGACGUGUUUUGGAAGAUCGUUAUAGAAAAGGCACAUCGAAAAAAAAAAAGGUAGGCUAAUCUUGAACAUCGUAAAUAUAAAAAAUCAUCAGUGGCACGGGUGAAUUAUGAGCCCGUAAAAUCAAACUCUUGAAAUGAAUAGCAGAUUAAUUUGUAGAGCUCUUCUGAUCAUUUUGAAUAAACGACGCAAUCGGGUAAUCCUAUAAAUACAACACGAAGACGAACUAUUUUGGAACAGGAAACUGAAAUGAUUCCCAUCAAAGGCCUGUGAUAAAAUAUUCCACAAAGGCAAAUCUCAAAGGAAGAAGACAAAAAUAGAGCAAAUCUGAAUGAACUGUUUUAAAUAGACUCCGAUCAUGUAACACAUGAUUCCGUGGGAAAAUAAUGUGCAUUUAUUGAUUAUGACUGUAAAUCAACGGACAGUAUUUGUAAAUCAUCUAAUAAUGGGGAGUUAGUGUUUAUGAUGAUAAUAACAAGUAUCAUAAUAUUAAGUAGAUAUUGUCAGUAUUUACUAAUACAGUAGAAGCGUGU